Messenger RNA from Debaryomyces fabryi, 1029 nucleotides. RefSeq lists its product as uncharacterized. The coding region runs from base 1 to 1029 and encodes 342 amino acids. NCBI's taxonomy places the organism in Eukaryota, Fungi, Ascomycota, Pichiomycetes, Serinales, Debaryomycetaceae. The record is from RefSeq and is a predicted model, not a curated record. The transcript has a single exon.
AUGAAGGUAUCAACUACUACACUCGCUACUGUCAUAGCUUGUACUACUGCUGUUAGUGCAGCUCCAGCUACUUAUGAAUCGUCCGUUCAAAAAAGAGCUGAUACUAAUGAAUUAGCUGAAGCCUUAAGAGAGCUUCAAGCUUUUAACGCCAAAAGAGAUACUCUCAGCAACCACUUAAACAAGAGAGAGUAUGAAAUUGUCACAAAAGUUUUAGCAGCUUUAAACGAUACUGGCAUGGCUCCAAAGGUUAUUAAUUAUCUUGCUACAAAUGAGAACUUGCAACCUGUUGUCAUCAAGACAUUGGUGGCUGUAAUUAAGGCUGGAGCCAUGAAUUUGACCAGUUUAUUCAAGGCAUUAGAUGAAUCUAAUUUAGUUGGUAAAGUUCUUAACGAUCUUAUUUCGGAUUGUCAAUUAUAUGUCUCGUUAUUCAACACUGCUAAAAAGAUAAUUGCUAAUUUAGAACAAAAAGUUGAAACUUUAGUUAAGGAAGGAAUUUCCAAGUUAACUCAAAGAGAUUUAGAAGUUAUGCAACAUCAAACUAGAUCUACAUCGCAAUUACAAUCAGCUGAUAUAGACUUUGACAAGAGAGGUCUUGAUGAUGUGGUUGUUAAUUUAUUGGAUUCUUUAGGGCAAUCGGGAUUAGCAAGUUCUGUUGUCAAAUCUAUUAUUACAGACCCAAGUUACGGUCCUUUUGCUGUCGAAUUGGUUAAAGAAGUUAUGGCUAGUGGCGCUUUGUCAUUAUCUCAACUUAUCAGUGCCGUCAAGGAUUCUAACUUAGUCGGUGAUUUGUUAAAACAAAUUUUAACUGUUGAUACCUUCAAGACUGUGGCAACCAAUGCUUUUGCUGCUUUCUUCGGUAACUGUCCUGGUGCCACUUCAGUUAUUUCUGUGAGUGGAUCUACUGCUACCAGCUCUUCCGGUAGCUCCGGUUCCGGUUCCGGCUCUGGCUCUGGCUCUGGUUCAGGUUCAGGUUCUACAACUGUGAACCCAUGUAAGAAGAAGAGAAGAAGAAGAUCUUACAACUAUUAA